This is a messenger RNA of Ceratina calcarata, 2090 nucleotides long. RefSeq names its product cell cycle control protein 50A (gene CDC50). The transcript is spliced from 5 exons. Gene Ontology annotation, cellular component: endoplasmic reticulum; plasma membrane; Golgi apparatus. The record is from RefSeq and is a predicted model, not a curated record. NCBI's taxonomy places the organism in Eukaryota, Metazoa, Arthropoda, Insecta, Hymenoptera, Apidae. Bases 245 to 1300 code for a protein of 351 amino acids.
AAAAUAAGAUAACAAUCGAAAAAAGGGUUUUAUCAAAAUAGUAUAAUCAGAGAGAGUUUUUCUCUGGUAUGAUUAUCAAGAAUGAUUCAUAUACUCAACAGCAGUCGGCAAGUUAGCAGCGACUUGGCAGCGACUAUCGUUGGCAUUGCCGUAUACUUCAUGAUUACUAAACUAAUUUAUAUAUAUGUAAUAGCAGUCAAUUGUUCAAAUUUAAUAAGGAAAUAAAUAAGUCGAAUAAAGAAGAAUGACUUCUGUCACUGAAGUUAAUUCGUUAACAAAAACGAAAAAACCAUCAGAUAGCGCGUUUAAACAACAACGUCUACCUGCUUGGCAACCAAUACUUACUGCUGGCACUGUUCUGCCAACGUUCUUUGUAAUCGGAAUCGCUUUUAUACCAGUUGGAGUUGGAUUGCUCUACUUCUCAGAUCAAGUUAAAGAAUUCAUUCUUGAUUACACCGACUGCAAUUCUACAAAUAUCCACCGCCCGAAUGGGAUAAGAUGCGCAGAAGUUAUAGCAGCUAAUCCCACAGACUUUUGUACUUGCGACAUAAAUUUCACGUUGCCUUACGAUUUUAAUGGGAAGAUUUACAUGUACUACGGUCUAACUAAUUUCUAUCAGAACCACAGACGAUACGUGAAAUCAAGAGAUGAUAAUCAACUGUUAGGCAAGCUGAGUGAAACCGUCUCCGGAGAUUGCGAGCCGUUUGCUCGUGAUGACGACAAUAAACCAAUCGUACCCUGCGGUGCUAUUGCUAAUUCGUUAUUUAGCGAUUCACUGGAAUUAUAUUCCGAGAAGCACAAUGGAUCUGUACCAUUGUUGAAAACUGGUAUAGCCUGGCCUUCGGAUAAGAAUAUUAAGUUUAGAAAUCCCGAGGGCGAUUUAACAAAAGUAUUUAAUAAGAGUAAUUACGCGAAGCCAAAGAACUGGACUAAAUAUAUUUACGAAUUAGAUGAUGAUCCUAGCCACAAUAAUAACGCGUUUCAAAAUGAAGAUUUGAUCGUAUGGAUGAGAACUGCUGCAUUGCCUAAUUUUAGAAAACUCUAUCGUAGAAUUGAUCAUACAAAACGUGGCUUUACCGAUGGUCUACUAGCAGGGCACUAUACCCUUCACCUUAAUUAUUCAUAUCCCGUGUCUGCCUUUGAUGGCAGAAAGAAGAUGAUCCUGAGUACUACCUCCCUCCUCGGUGGAAAGAAUCCUUUUCUUGGUAUCGCUUACAUAGUUGUUGGAUGCAUUUGUUUACUGUUAGGCGUCACACUACUCAUAAUACAUAUCAAAUGCUCCAAAAGCAAACUAAUGUAAGAUGACUGCAACAAAGUAUGCUUAGGGCACCGUAAUUGUUCUUCGCAACAGAGAUGAUCAACGUGACUCCGAACACGCCAUACCAAGAAUAAUUACAAAAUACAGUUGUUGCAUAAAAGUCGAAGAACGUUCUGGACAUUCUGCAUUUAAUUUGUAAGUGAUAAUCGUUAAACAAUUUGGCAAUUGAUGAAACGGAUACUUAAAAUAAUUCUUGAUUCAGUUUGUGUUUUAGAGAAGAAUGGUAACGGUCGUUAAAACUAAUAGAACAAAACUUUCAUCUAUUCUAGUUGAUACUUCAAUCAUUUUUCUUGUCAUUCUUGUAUUAAUUGUUAUUCUAUGCAUAAAGUAUUCGAAUUUCUUAUUGUUAUAUAAAUAUAUAUAUAUAUAUAUAUAUAUAUGUAGAGAAUAUAAAAUGUGCAAACACAAUAUAACAUUUAUGCACAAUUGUGUUGCAAAAGGAUGUAUCAGUGAUGAACUGAUUUUUAAUUAAGAACAUAGCUACUUAUAUAUUUUAUAUGUACAUGUGUUAAGAUACUCGAAAUAAAACGAGACGAAGCUAUAAUGAGACACCUACACGUAGCAAUCUAACUAUAAUUUUGAUCAGUUCAACGAAUAAAAAAUGUUAUUAAUAGUUUUUAUGUGAAUCAAAUUUUUGUGUAUCUUAAUACAUUAUUAAAUGUUAUUUUAUGUGUAACAUACUUGACGAACUAAGUAUUUUUAGUUUUACUCUAGUCAGUCACGAAUGUAUAAAUAAUGAAAAUAAAAGAAUCACAGUAUUUAUAUUCACGUA